CACACCGCACCGACUACAACCAAUGACGCCGCCAUUGUCACCACCAUCGCUUCUUCCUCUCUUACUUGUAGCUUUCAACAUCUGCUUCUCACUGGCAGCAUCCAAUUCCGUUUAUGAAUCAUUUGUUCAAUGCCUGAAAACCCGUUCUAACUCAUCGGAUAAUAUCUCCGACAUUGUUUACUCUCACUCCAAUGCUACAUAUGAAACCGUUUUGGAACAGUAUAUUCGCAAUGCUCGUUUCAACACUUCUUCAACGCCAAAGCCUGUGAUCAUCAUUACACCUUUGACGGAAUCCCAUGUCUCAGCUGCCGUUAUAUGUUCCAACAAUAUUGGGUUUCAGCUUAGGAUUCGGAGUGGCGGCCAUGAUUUCGAGGGGCUCUCUUAUGUGUCUGACCAACCCUUUUUCAUCCUCGACAUGUUUAAUCUUCGUUCAAUAUCGAUUAACAUGGCGGAUCAAUCAGUUUGGGUUCAGUCCGGUGCAACGCUUGGGGAACUUUACUAUAGGAUUUGGGAAGAGAGUAAAGUUUAUGGAUUCCCUGCUGGGGUUUGCCCCACCGUGGGUGUUGGUGGUCAUAUCAGCGGUGCUGGUUAUGGUAACAUGGUGAGAAAAUAUGGUCUCUCAGUGGACUAUGUGGUGGAUGCCAAGAUAGUUGAUGUUAAUGGCAAUAUCCUUGAUAGAAAAGCUAUGGGGGAGGAUCUCUUUUGGGCUAUCAGAGGUGGCGGAGGAGCUAGUUUCGGGGUGAUUCUAGCUUUCAACAUCAAGCUCGUUGACGUCCCCGAAACGGUGACGGUUUUCAAGCUCGAAAGAACCUUGGAACAAAACGCUACAGAUGUUGUUUACAAAUGGCAAUCCGUUGCUCCCACAACAGAUGACAAUCUGUUCAUGAGGAUGCUGGUGCAGCCAGUUACAUUAAACAAGCAAAAGACCAUCAAGAUUUCAAUCAUGGCAUUGUAUUUAGGGGAUGUCAAUAGUGUUGUUCCUUUGUUGGUUGAGGAUUUCCCUGAAUUGGGUCUUGUAACAGAGGAUUGCUUUGAGAUGAGUUGGAUUGAAUCAGCUCUAUGGUGGGCUAGUUUUGGCAAAGGAACUUCACCUACUGUGUUGCUUGAUAGAGAAUCUUACCAUGUGAAGUUCAUGAAGAGGAAAUCUGAUUACGUGAAGACCCCAAUAUCAAAAGAUGGGCUGCAAUGGCUUUGGAAGAAGAUGAUUGAAUUGGAGGAACCAGGGUUGGUUUUCAAUCCAUAUGGAGGAAAAAUGAAUGAAAUAAAGGAAACAGAGACACCAUUCCCACAUAGAGCAGGGAAUUUGUUUAAGAUACAGUAUUCAAUAAACUGGAAGGAUAUGGGAAUUGAGGCUGACAAAAGGAGCAGAAGCCUGGUGAAUAGGCUUCACAGUUACAUGACCAGCUUUGUGUCUAAAAACCCAAGGAGUGCUUAUUUGAACUAUAGGGACCUUGAUAUUGGCAUCACCAAGAAUUGGAGCUAUCAAGAAGGUAAAGUUUAUGGAGAGAGUUACUUCAAUGGAAAUUUUGAGAGAUUGGUGGAUGUGAAGACAGUAGUGGAUCCGCAUAAUUUCUUUAGGAAUGAACAGAGCAUCCCUCCUCGUACGAUCAAGGCAUGGAACGAAAAAAAUGAAGGGAGCAUUCCACCUAGUACAAGCAAGGCAUGGAACAAAUCAAAACCUUAUGUUAUGAUCAUAUUAUUCAUGGCCAUAGGUCAUAUAAUAUAAUGUUUUCCUAAACUCUUGUCAUUUUUUUUUGUUGAAAACUCGGUAUUUUGCAC
Molecule: messenger RNA, 1779 nt
Organism: Gossypium raimondii (Peruvian cotton)
Lineage: Eukaryota; Viridiplantae; Streptophyta; Magnoliopsida; Malvales; Malvaceae
Product: berberine bridge enzyme-like 21
Exons: 1
Coding region: 23-1726 (567 amino acids)
Molecular function (GO): oxidoreductase activity; FAD binding
Source: RefSeq, a predicted model, not a curated record